Melanaphis sacchari is the source of this 4048-nucleotide messenger RNA. RefSeq lists its product as uncharacterized. The transcript has 2 exons. The record is from RefSeq and is a predicted model, not a curated record. Lineage: Eukaryota; Metazoa; Arthropoda; Insecta; Hemiptera; Aphididae. Bases 167 to 4048 code for a protein of 1293 amino acids.
AAUAAAUGGCCGUUAUUUAAAAACCGAGUUUAAUCGUAUUAGUGUAUUACUGAGUAGUGAGUUGAUUUAAUUUAAAUAAAAACGUCGAAUGGUGAAUAGGAUGGUUAUUGCUAAUCGGUAGUCAGUACUUACUGCCUUAUCUGGUUGUCACCAAAGUUAUUUUAUAAUGGGUGAAUUAAAGAAAAUUUUUCUUCUAAUACAAAAUGAUAUUAACCAAGAUAAUUUGAAAGAAGCUCUUGACACCUUUAAUAUUCAUUACAAUAAUAUCAAAGACAUUAAAGGAUUUCAAAAUUGUACAGUUGGCAUUGUAAGUGUUUUGGCACAAAAACUUCAAUCUGAGUUUAAUUUUACCAAUGAAAUUAAGCAAUUUGGAAAAAAUACAAAUGAUGUCAUUCAGUUUGCUGAUCGUUGCUUCAAAACAAUCAAUCUAUCUCAAUUACAACCAUUACAAAAUAGUUUAUAUGUUAUUGUCAAGUAUUUACUUAUGAAUAAUCAUGUGGCCGAAGCUGUCCAUUUUGGUAAUUAUCUUUUAAAUAAUUUAUCUCCACCAUGUGAAAUAUUGAAAUAUUUAGUUCAGUUAUUUGCACAUCAUAUUCAUAAGACAUGUCCUAUUGAUGAUGAUUUGAAAAAGUUAAAUGUUAUACUUAUGUGGGAUGCUGUGUUAAACUUAGUUAAGCGUCAUACCGGAAAAGAAAUUGAGUAUGCAUUAUCUUCAUUAUUAACACUUGUGAAAAAUAUGAAUGGAUUAAUAUUACAUGAAGGGUGUACUAUGGAUGUAGUUAUCUUAGAUAUGACUUUAGAAUCAGUGUUAUCUUCUAGUGGUAUUCGGAAAAAAAAUGAUCAAGAAAGUAUGAUGAAUUUAUACUUUAUGUUAAUUGAAAACAUUGUAGCUGUAAUGCAAAAUAUGAUGCGUCACAGACAGAUGAAUAUUCAUCAUUUAAUCAAACAUAUCAAAUUAAUGAUUGAUGUUUGUUGUUUGAAUAAAAUUGAAAAAGAAUCAUUGUCAUUUUUGAUUUCAUUAUUCAAGUUUAUUGACAACUCUAUUAAAAAUGGUCUUGAUUCCAAUUUUGAACUUAGGAAAAUGAUAACAUUUGUUGAAAGUUAUGAACCAACAAUGAUAUUACCAAACACAAUGUUAUAUCAUGUGUUCAAGGCUGCCAUUGUUACAAUUACAAAAUUAAAAAACUUUUGGUAUGAAGGAUUGAUUAUUAAUUCUUCUGAAACAAUUUCACAAAUGCUUGUAUUAUUACACCGUUUAGUUUAUAUAAGCAAACACAGUUCAAUUAGUCAGAUAUGUUGUAAAAGCAAGAAUUGCGAUCUCAAUGAAGAUUCAACAUCAGAAAUGAGUUUAAUUAACAUAGUGUUUAUUAUGAUGAGACACAUAAUUAGUACUAAUCACACAUUUUUAAAUUCCGAAGAUGUUUUAAAGUGGAUUGAAUUGUUCACCUCUUUGUUUGAAAGAGUAAAUAAAUCAAACUGUUCAAAUAAAAUUGCUUUCAUUGAAUUUUCAUUAACAAGUGCUUAUAACCUUUGUAUUUGUACAACAUCUGGCAAGUUCACAGAUUUAUGGUUGGAUUUUCUUGAACAUUUAUACUUAAUACUUGAUCCUUCUGGAAUUGAUUCAGAACUUGUUGCUCGUGUUGCAAUUCUUCUGAGUCGGUGUUUGUACAAUAAAAAUAAAAAUGACGAAGCUUUAAAGUGUAUUGCAUAUUGGUGUGUGCGUACUCAUUCUGAACUUGCUGCCCAACAAUGGGUUUAUCUUAAAUGUAAGGAGGAGAGAAAUAAUGUUAUUAUUAAAGAUACAAUUUUAAAAACAUUUGAAAAUGAUAUUAAUCUGAAAAAAAAAUGGCCCGAUUACAGUUUGACAAAAUCUGAUUGCACUGAAAUAAUGUGGUUAGAAUUAAAGGCUCAUAAUCAUCAAAAUAAAAUUAAACAAGAUACUACUGCUGUAUUAGAAUUAUUUGAAGAAUUAAUGUGUCAUAAACUAUCUAGAGAGUUUAAGUGUCGUGUCAUAAUUACCACUGCAUACAUAAUACUACAUUCAAGUAGUAUAAAUGGUUUAAAAAGAGUAAUUGAUGUAUUAGAGGACUACAUUCGUAAAUUGGAAGUUGAAACAUCUAUGGAGAAAAAAAGUAUGCCAUUAAUGUUAGGUAAUUUAUAUUAUGCAAAUUACUUGUGCUUAUUAAAACAUCUACAGAACCUUGUCAGCAAAGAAUUGGAUUCGUAUACUGAAGAGAGGUUAGAACGUGGUAUGGAGCAACAAAAUAUUAUUCAAUAUGAACCUAUUUCUUGGAUAUUACCAUUAAAAAUAAAACCUAAACUUUUUAACUGUUUGAAUUGGGCUGUUAAGAAUUGGUCUGCUUUAACUAAUGAUACAAUUAAAGAUGAACACGAUGUCAAAUUACUUUUUAGAAGUCUUCAAGAAGUUGCUUUUAUAUUUAAACUGCAUGGUGACUCAAAAGAAGUUGAAGUAUGGAAACUAUUAUACAAAUUAGCUUCUAAUAAGAAAUGUCACAAACAUACUUUUAUAGCACUUAUGGAAUUAUCAAAAAUUAGCGAGGUAGAUGUUUUAGAAUUAUCUAAUUUAGCUAAACACUUGCCUAAAAUGGCUAUUGAUUAUAAAUUGGCAUUAGCAACUUCUCUUUUAAACCAAUCAAAAUUUAAUGAUGCACAAGUACUGCUAGAGAGUAUCAAUGAUAAAGAAUUGAACAAUAAUAUUAUAUUAAUGGCAGAGUAUUCUUAUCUUAAAAGCCGCUUGUGCUUUGAAUCUAGAAAUUUCGACAAAAAUGUGUGUCUUUCUUUUUUCAUUGAUGCUUAUAAUCUUGCACAUGGUCUUAUCAAAAGGCUCGAUUAUUUCUAUGAAUAUUUAGCUAUGCAUUUUGUAAUAUUAAGCAUAUGUUCGUAUUUGAAUUUAAUUUAUAUAAAUAGUUUCAAACCUGUUGAAGCUCGCUGUUUUUUGAAAGUUCAAAUGAAUAUUGUUCUAAAAUCUGUUCUAACUAAAAGAGCGUUAAAUGUAUUUUUAAUGAAUUGCUGGAAUGAAUUAAUGUGUUGUAAUUUUGAAAACGCUAAUGGACAGUUGGAGCAUAUAAUGACUUUACUAGAUUUUAAAGAAGAAGAGUUAAAUUUUAAAAUGCAAAAAUUAACUGUAAAUUAUUCUCCAAAUAAAUAUUCCUCUCCUCUGUCAGAUUACAGGUGCUCCCAAAUCCCUAGAAUAAAUAAAAUGGCAUCACCUUCCUUAAAACGGUUAAACAAUAAACGUACACAAAUGAAUAUUACUGAAUAUUGCGAUGAAGCUAUCAAUAGCAAAGAACCUUUAGAUCCAAUUAUUAUUCAUUCUGUUAUUGAAGCAUGUCUUCUUAAAGCUGUCUACUGUUCUAAAGCUAAUCAGCAAAAAUUAGCUGAACAUUAUUUUAAACGUACAUUUAAAUUACUGGAAUUGUCUAUACCAAAAUUUAAUAAAAAUGAAGUAUAUAACAUCUUAACAGUUAGACAAAAAACUUUAGCCAAGUAUCAUUAUGCAGAACACCUAGUUCUUUACAAUGAUCCAUCUAAGUCUUUAGUUUAUCUUGAAAAGGCUAAAGAAUCUUCCCAUGAUGAAUGGUUGUCAAUGUAUGUGAAUGAAUUAAUUAUUUCACUUAAAGUUGAUAACAUCAUGAGUUAUGCAAUCUCUAAUGUUAUUCAUUCACCUGUGGUAGAAACACACGUACAAGCAUUAAAAACGCCAAUGACUAGUAAACUACGAGUGAAUACAAAAUCACAAGGAGUUCCUAGAUUUGUUACUCCAGCUGUCAGAAAAUUAAAAUUGACUUUAGAAAGUCCAAAUUCAAGACAAAAUAAAAUAAAAUCACCUCUGAUAAAAGGGACUGAAAAAAUUAAAAAUGAUUCAACUGUUAAGAAGAAAAUUGGAAAAGAAAACAUUAUUAAAUCUACAACAAAACAAGAUAAUGAAAUAAAAGUUAGAGAAAAAAGAAGUACAAGAAAAAAAGAAACCACUGAACAACCACCAUCAUUAAUUAUUAAAAGACGUGCUAAUAGAUUAAAUAUUUAG